GCUGGAUUUCGUCCGUUUUGCAUUCAAAACAUUGCUGGCGUUGCCGGAGGUUUCGUGUUUCCCGUUUGCUCGCGGCCCUGCUUUUGCUUAAAAUUUACUGAUUAUUGUUUGUUUUAAAAAGUACGGUGGUUGUCAACAGGUGUGGACGUUUUUGCUCUGGAAACAAAUCGGAAUGGAGUUUGCAUUUGCUUGAAGAUGAGGCAGCUUGUAUAUCUUCUGAUUGGACUGAACAUUCUUUCACAUCAGAAGGCAAAUUCAGCAAUGAAUGAGGAAGAAUCAAUGUGUAUUAUUGAAAAUGGUGGUGACAGCAACAUUUGCAGGGGAGGCCUUCAGGUGUUUUAUCUAGAAUUGGGAAAUGUGACCUGUAUCAUCAUCCCAAAAUGCCAUCAGUUCCGAAGGCACCUGAGUGAAGAUUGGGGUGAACCGCUUGUUAAGUUUCCUGAAGCCAAAGAGGGGGUCAGUGUGGACAUGAUGGAGGAUUACAAAUACCUGGGGAUACGAAUUGACAAUAAACUGGACUGGUCAAAGAACACUGAGGCUGUCUACAAGAAGGGUCAGAGCCGUCUCUAUUUCCUGAGGAGACUGAGGUCCUCUAACAUCUGCCGGACAAUGCUGAGGAUGUUCUACGAGUCUGUGGUGCCUAGUGCUAUCAUGUUUGCUGUUGUGUGCUGGGGCAGCAGGCUGAGGGUAGCAGACACCAACAGAAUCAACAAACUCAUUCGUAAGGCCAGUGAUGUUGUGGGGAUGGAACUGGACUCUCUCACGGUGGUAUCUGAAAAGAGGAUGCUGUCCAAGUUGUAUGCCAUCUUGGUCAAUGUCUCCCAUCCACUACAUAAUGUACUGGGUGGGCACAGGAGUACAUUCAGCCAGAGACUCAUUCCACCGAGAUGCAACACAGAGCGUCAUAGGAAGUCAUUCCUGCCUGUGGCCAUCAAACUUUACAACUCCUCCCUUGGAGGGUCAGACACCCUGAGCCAAUAGGCUGGUCCUGGACUUAUUUCCUGGCAUAAUUUACAUAUUACUAUUUAACUAUUUAUGGUUUUAUUACUAUUUAUUAUUUAUGGUGCAACUGUAACGAAAACCAAUUUCCCCCGGGAUCAAUAAAGUAUGACUAUGACUAAUGUGAUCAAAUCUUCUGUAAAGAUCCAUUAUUUUCUCAAUAAUGGAUGCAUUUUAGCCUGCAACUCCAAAUAAUAUAGUUUGUGGAUUCCCGCAGUUGUGUCCAGGAUCUCUUGAAUGAAUGUUGGGUGGGACUUAUUUCACCUCCGUGUUCCAAGAAUUAUUUCUUUAUCACACUUACAUAACAGAUGUAUAGCUGGGUCUUUGCUAUUUGAUUAAAUCAGUGAUAAAUGGUAGUUGUCUUUACUGAUAUCUUUCUACUUCAAGUGUAUUUCAAUAAAAAAAAUACAUUGUCAUGUAAAAAUUACAACCUUCUUGACUUAAUAACAUAAGUUUGAAUUAAAUGUAGAAAUACAUAGUUCACAAUAGAUUAACAAGUAAUCACUAGAAGAUGUGUAUAUGAUAAGACAGUUCAUACUGAAUAACGUUUUGCAAUGUGCAUUUGCCACU
Messenger RNA from Mobula hypostoma (lesser devil ray), 1569 nucleotides. RefSeq names its product phosphatidylethanolamine-binding protein 4. NCBI's taxonomy places the organism in Eukaryota, Metazoa, Chordata, Chondrichthyes, Myliobatiformes, Myliobatidae. The record is from RefSeq and is a predicted model, not a curated record. The coding region runs from base 196 to 981 and encodes 261 amino acids. The transcript is spliced from 5 exons. Gene Ontology annotation, molecular function: methyltransferase activity; 2-oxoglutarate-dependent dioxygenase activity.